Molecule: messenger RNA, 425 nt
Organism: Schistocerca cancellata (South American locust)
Lineage: Eukaryota; Metazoa; Arthropoda; Insecta; Orthoptera; Acrididae
Exons: 3
Coding region: 54-425 (123 amino acids)
Source: RefSeq, a predicted model, not a curated record
CAGGCGGCGGCGCAGGCGGCCACACACCGCCACCAUGGUGCAGCGCCCGGAGAAUGUACGUCAUCUUCCCGGCUGAAGAAGUCGUGGAUCUCACGCUCGGCAUCGUCACCGAACCGCGCCACCACGGGCUGCUCUGCCCGCACCACCGAAACCUUCUCACAGAUCCUGGGACGGAGUCAACCGGACCGGGCCACAAGCAACAACAACUACCGCCACCACCGCAACUACAAGAGCAGCGACCGAAGAACAAGACGCAGCAGACGAAGAAAGAGAAGAGAAAGACGAAACGGCACAAGGAUAGCAUCGCGAUGGCGGGUGGGGGUGAGGCGUCGCUGCGCGAGCUGACGCACCCCGCGCUCAACGAGGCGCUCAAGGCGCACAACGCCGUCACCUUCAAGCUCGUCAGGACCGCUCUGUCAACCUAA